This is a messenger RNA of Eptesicus fuscus (big brown bat), 753 nucleotides long. RefSeq names its product chromosome 11 C2orf76 homolog (gene C11H2orf76). Bases 235 to 615 code for a protein of 126 amino acids. Lineage: Eukaryota; Metazoa; Chordata; Mammalia; Chiroptera; Vespertilionidae. The record is from RefSeq and is a predicted model, not a curated record. The transcript is spliced from 8 exons.
UCAGCCUAAAUGCGAGGGAGAGGAGAGGCCUGAAUGGAGCUCAGUAAUGCGGAUGGAGGAGUUGCAAAGGCAGCACGCACUCCUGUAACGCAGGCUCAGAACGUUCCGGUCCCUGUUGCAUCUGCACACUCUACACCUCCACCUCCAAUUACGGCAUCAGCUGAGUUCUCCCUGUGCACAUAGGUGGGGUACUACCUGUGAAUGAAAUCGCUAGAUUGAAAGGAGAUUCUUCACAUGGCUUCCAAAGAAGUGACCAUCACAGUUCGCCUCAUUCGUUCCUUUGAGCAUCGGAACUUCAAACCUGUGGUAUAUCACGGAGUUAAUUUCGACCAGACUGUAAAGGAAUUUAUAGUAUUUCUGAAGCAAGAUAUUCCUUUAAGGACCAGCCUGCCACCACCAUUCAGAAAUUAUAAAUAUGAUAAAUUGAAGAUUAUUCAUCAAGCACAUAAAUCAAAGACAAAUGAACUUGUGCUGAGUUUGGAAGAUGAUGACACACUCAUGUUGAAAGAAGACCACACUCUGAAAGCAGCUGGAAUCGCCAAUGAAACUGAAAUUGCAUUCUUCUGUGAAGAAGAUUAUAAGAACUACAAAGCUAAUCCCAUUUCAUCCUGGUGAAAACCCCACGGGGCUUCCUUUUUGCAUGCCUAUAUUAAGCUCUUUAUUCCACUAGUGAGUUUUUAAAUUGACAAAUAAACUUUAAAAAUUAAUCUCGGGCUCUGCUAUUUGAGUUAAAAUCUGUGGUAUUUUCUCUCU